UUCAGGCUGAUGGCUCUAUCAAAACCUGAGAUUUUUUCACUGGAAUGCAGUGAGCUCCCUGAUCAGGUUCUGUUUGUGGGAGAAGUAACCUUGGGUGAGAAUGCCAGAAGCAUCAUGCAACAGAAGACUGAAAAGCAGAAGCAGAAACAGAGAAUUUUAAUGGCUGCAGUUGCCCUGCUCAACUCUGGUGGGGGUAUAGUCCAUGCGGAGAUCAAUAAUGAGAACUACAAGUAUAGAAAAGACAAUUUAGGCCUGGACCUAGAAGAGGCUUUGCAACAGCUGGUUCAUCCAUCGGCUGUAGAAGAUUACUUUGGGUUUUUGCAAAUACGGAUGAACUUCUUCAUUUUUGUGAAAACAUGGAGCUCCACUGGGGGUCGGGUACGUCUUUGUAGUAUUGACACUGGCCUCCGAAUAAGAUCUGGAACGUCAGCUUUAAAUGUUGGAAAUAAUGGAGUAGUAGGUUUUUUAAACGAUCAGAAGAAAAAUUUGGCAAAAGGACAAGGUGAUGAGCCUGUGGCAAAGAGACGCCGCUCUUCGUCUGAAGAUAGACCUAAUGGUCAGCAGCUGUUUGAAAGACAGGAAGUUCAGCUUGGAGAAGAGCUACCAUUUGGGGAGAGUGUGAAUGUGGAGCUGAAGAGUUUUAGUAAUGAAAAAAACCUUUCUAAAAGACUUAAAGAAAUCAUUCCAAAGUACAUAAGUGCCUUUGCCAACACUGAUGGGGGCUACCUCUUCAUUGGUGUUGAUGACAAAACAAGAAAAGUUGUUGGAUGUGGCAAAGGUCUUGAAAAGAAUUUCAUAAAGACAGAAGUCGAAGACAUGUGUCUCAGGGUCAUUUCGGUUCACUGCUCAGGCUGCACUCAGGAGAAUGACUGGUCUGUGGAAGUCCGCAUCCUCGACGUUCUUGGGGGAAAUGCCAGUGACCCUCUAUAUAUUGUGGCCAUACACAUUCCAAAGUUUUGCUGCACUGUUUUUGAAAAACAUCCGGAUUCAUGGCACCUUGAGGGCACAGAGGUGUGCCAGAUACAGGCUGCAGUCUGGAUGGAAAAGAUGCAGGUGACUGAUCCAGCUGCUGAUGAUUUGUGUACUCAGUUUGAGAAAGUGCUCAGUCAGAAUGCUGCUCCUCCAAAAUGCAAGCCAGUCUAUGGGAUCAGAGAUGACCACCUAAGUUCUUUGCAGCAGAAAUUGUUCCCUGUUUAUGAAGGAAAAGUAACAAUUAUACCCGAUGACCUUAAAAAACAGCAAUGGGAAAAGUAUCCAAAUCUUCAAGACUUUAUACCAGAAGACGGACAAGGAGUCCUGAUUCUCUCCAACAGCUGGGCAGUUGAUAUUGACAGACCAAAAAACAAUGAGGUCAUUUGUGAAGCCCUCCUGAUCUGUAAAAAGGAUUACCCUAAAAUUUUCUUCAUGGUGAAAAAUGGAAGCUCUGAUCUGUGGGAAUAUGCCAAGGAUACUGCCUUCCACCUUAGACAGAAGCUUGUGAAUCUUGGAGGCUAUUCAGGAUGGGUCUGUGUGAUCCCACAACUGGUGAACUGUAAGACAGGGCAGUUACUACCAAGAAAUCAGGGUAGUCCUGAUACUGUGAUAGAGCAUCGGUACCCAAAGUGCUACAAGCCUGAGAACAUGGAGGAAGUGCGAGCCUUACUACAGGCCCUGGUGAUUGUAGUAAUGAGCUUCACUUCAGCACUCAGCAAUCAGUUAGGGCAGGAGUUCUUGAAUUUG
Molecule: messenger RNA, 1719 nt
Organism: Paramormyrops kingsleyae
Lineage: Eukaryota; Metazoa; Chordata; Actinopteri; Osteoglossiformes; Mormyridae
Source: RefSeq, a predicted model, not a curated record